UAGCUAGCUAGCUAGCUUAGUGUUAACAUAGCUCAUUACAAUAUUCCCUUUCAUUUGCCUCAAGUAAACCUAAAUUUAAGCAGGUAACAAUCGUUAACAACUACAGAUAGCCACAUUCUGUAACUACCUGUACUUACAAUUUCACUCCGUGCAUCAUUUACUAUGAGCUAAACUCCUUGGCUGUAAUCCUGCUGUCUUGAUGAGAGACGUUACUUGGCAGAGUGAGAAAGCCAGCGCAGCACCCCUAACCCUAACCCUAACCCUAACCCCGGCAUGAAAAAGCCCAUAAUGUAGCCCCCCCUGUUCCUGCAGGAUCUCUGGAGGCCAGUGUCUCUGUGAAGCCUCCGGGGCCAAACAUCUACCUGGGUGAGCGUGUGCUCCUGCAGUGCACAGUGGAGUCCCUCUCUGCUUUUGUGAAGAGCUACUGGUGGUUCAGGUCCAAACCACACAGGGCUCCCCCCCAGGCACCUGGUCUCUGGUGACAGCUACUUCAUGACCGCGGUAACACGGGAGGAGGCCGACAGGUACUGGUGCCAAGCCGAGUGUCGGGAGAACCGGACUGAGGUUGAGCUAAAGGCCCGGCCAGUCUCGCUUGGAGUGUCAGAGUUGCCCCCUCCCUCGCUCUCUCUGACUCCUGACACCAGACAGAUGUUCAGUGGGGAGUGUUUCACUCUGCAGUGCCUCACAUCUCAGACUAACUCCUCAGGGUGGAAGCUGGUGCAUUUCUCUCCUGACCUAAAAGCAGGGACCUCAAACCUCACCGUUCACUAUUCAACGCCAGGAGAUGGCGACAUCAUUCUGAAGACCCAAGCCUCCCCUGUGUUUACGGGUGACGAUGUCACCUUGUGUUGUCAGCAUCAGAGCGGCAAACACAAACAAACCAGCUUCUUUAAAAACGGAGCAUUGAUUGACUCUAACAGUUCGUCCGGUUCAGACCGAGUCGUAAAGAUGACUCUUAAGAAUGUGACACGGGAAGAUGAAGGCUUCUACAGGUGUGCGUCCCACGACAGACAGCUGCAGAGUCCAGAGAGCUGGUUAUCAGUGAGACCGGACAGAGGAAACUUCACAUCAGAGGAGACUCCAGCCUCCACUGGUUCCUGGAAAUGGAUCAUUGCUUCAUGUGGGGUUCUACUUCUGAUCGUCAUUCCUUUGACUGUUUGGCUCGUUUGUCACUACAGGUACCAGAAGUUCUGCACUUGGAGCUGCUGGCCAGUUUCCAAACAGGAAGUUUCAGCAGGGGUGCUUCCUGCCACCAAGUUGGAUGUGACGGAGGUGCAGUGGGACCUGUCCUGGAUGGAGAUGUCCAACCUGUUUGAAAAGGAUUCUUAUUGUGGCACUUAAAGGGAAACUCUCUUCUGAAGCCCAGAGAAAGUAUUAACUAUUGGGUCAAACCUAUGAGAAAGCUCAGUCAGUGCUGCAAUUUGUAGUAUUUCAUGGUCACAUGUCAAAAUAGUGCUGCCUGAUAUAUUUUUGAAUUGAAUUAAAUGAGAUGUUUAGGAUUUAUAAGGAUGACUACAUUUGCUGA
Messenger RNA from Pleuronectes platessa (European plaice), 1525 nucleotides. RefSeq lists its product as uncharacterized. The transcript is spliced from 6 exons. Gene Ontology annotation, molecular function: transmembrane signaling receptor activity. The record is from RefSeq and is a predicted model, not a curated record. Gene Ontology annotation, biological process: cell surface receptor signaling pathway. Lineage: Eukaryota; Metazoa; Chordata; Actinopteri; Pleuronectiformes; Pleuronectidae. Bases 493 to 1341 code for a protein of 282 amino acids.